AAGAUUUGCAAGGACAAACGUCACAGCGACAACAGGCCUGAUCCGAGCCCCUUUGUAACAUGCCCUCACUCUCCCCGCUGAAGCAAGCGGCCAGCGGACCGUCGGCGGGCCCGCAGCAGCUGGUGGUCAUCGCGGCCGCAGCCGCGGCAGCCUCGCUACUCUUCCUGGUGGUGUCCGCGCUGUUGCUCGUGCUGCUCAGGCGCGCUUCCAGCUCGGACGACGGCACCGACGGCUCGGACUUCUGUGGAGGCCGCCCCGACUGCCGCCAGCACAGAGCGCUGAUAACGUCGCGCGUCAACCGCAGCAUAGACCCGUGCCUCGACUUCAGCGCGCACGUCUGCUCGGCGUGGUCGCCGCCGGGCGCGCUGUUCCGCGAGUUUGCCUCCACCCAGGACGACGUCGUGCUCUCCUGGGCGCGACAGUUUCCAGAAAUCCUCGAGGCCGGCGCCAGGAGCCUGCCCACUGGCUACAAGGCCACCGCCUUGUACUAUAAGUGCAUGGAGAAUACUACGCACGACGUCGCCGCGGCUGCUACGAGAGAGCUGCACCAGUUCAUGGCUGAUCGAGGCAUUCCGUGGCCCGAAGAACCUGCCUCGCCGAGCACCGCUCCGUUGGGCGUCCUGUUUGAUCUGGCGGUCAAUUGGCAGCUACCGCUCUGGUUCACCGCUCACUUGUUCCCUGUACCGGGUAGCCAGAGUCGGGCCGUUGUGCUGACGCCCAGCGGCUUGACUCUCUCCUGGGCGAAACAUCACCAAGAGAUCCUGGACAAAGGAGCCUUCGUUGCUUACUACACGGCCUUCGUCGACGCUCUGGCAUUAGCUGACGACGUCGUUUACCAGGACACAGAGAGCAUCAGGAAGGUCGCCCACGUCGAAAGCACCAUCCUGCAGGAACUCGCAAACGCGGAGAAAGCCCGGAUUCCCCGAACAGCGUCAUGGCAGUUCCCGCUUCGUGAAGCGACCCACCACACGCCCAGCAUCCCCUCCGAACAGUGGCUGAGCGAAAUAAGCAAGAACUUCGACGUCGCGCCAGCCGUAACCGGCACCGAUCUCUUGGUAGCUGCCAACGGCGUGUUUCUCAAGUCGGUGGACUCGGUAUUCGCGCACUACGGCGAGAGGGAGCUUCUGUCGCACCUGGCCUGGUUUUUCGUGCAGCUGCUCGCUCCCGUGGCCGACCCGCGCCUGCUGGUCGUCAGGUACGGGAGCGAAGAGCGCGCCAACGCUCACAGGCCGCUCUUCUGCGCCGUCCACGUAGAAACAGUGUUCCGGGUCCUCAUCAUCUCCCUGUACGCUGUCCCGCGCUUCUCGGCGAGCUUGAGGAACAAUGUCGAUGCGCUCCUGCGUGACAUCCGCCACACCGCGGCCGAAAGGCUGCGCGCCUUGCCUUGGCUCGACGAGGCCUCGAAGAUGCGCGGCCGCGUCAAGCUGGAGCGGAUGACGACAACGAUGUGGCCCGCGACGGUGCUUCUGGAAGAGUCGGGACUGGUCCGCUUGUGGCGGGACUUUGCUUGGUCGAACGCGUCCACCUUUUUCGAAGCUUGGGUGAAAAGCCACCGUGCCCUGCAGCGGCUGGUCCGGGCCGAAAAGUUCGACAUCGGCAUGCCUGCGAACCUCGCACUGCCGCUGCUGGAGUACGACUACAUCCGGAACGACGUGCGGGUGUCCGUGCAGUCUCUAUCGAGGCCCGUUUACUACGGCCACGGAACCAUCGCCAUGUUCUACGGUGGUCUCGGUUUUCUGUACGCCAAGGAAGUAAUGAAGGCGUUGGACAGCGAAGGUUCGCGAAGGGAUUACCGGGGUGUCCUAACCGAUGACCCGUGGAUGUCUUCAACGUGGCAUGAUGCCUUGAUGGAUCCCGAAGGAUGCCUUGAAGGAGCCUCGGCGGGCGGCUACUUUCCGGAAAUCCCGGCCUUGGAAAUAUCCUACGCGUCGCUGGAAAGCGCGUUUGACGUUUCGGCGACUUCGAUGAACGCCCGAAUUGGGGAGAGGCGCCUGUUUUUUCUUACGUUCUGCUACUUCCUGUGCAGUCGCUCGGGCUUCGAACAACACCCGGUUGCGGGCGGGGACUGCAACAAAGCCGUCUCCAACUUUGCGCCCUUCGCGGAGACGUUCAGUUGCCCGUCCGGUUCCGGCAUGCGGCCUAAAAAGCGCUGUUUCUUUUUUGGCUCUUAA
Messenger RNA from Dermacentor andersoni, 2171 nucleotides. RefSeq names its product endothelin-converting enzyme 1-like. Gene Ontology annotation, cellular component: plasma membrane. Gene Ontology annotation, molecular function: metalloendopeptidase activity. The record is from RefSeq and is a predicted model, not a curated record. Gene Ontology annotation, biological process: protein processing. Lineage: Eukaryota; Metazoa; Arthropoda; Arachnida; Ixodida; Ixodidae.